AUGUCAUCCAACGAGGACCCCGAGGUUCCAGCCCCGGCCGCCCAGUCGCAGCCUACGCCACCGCCAGCAGCGGCAGCAGUACCACCACCACCACCCCCCGACGACAAGAAGAGCGACAACCCGGAGCUCGACCUCCAGAAGCUCCAGUCCCUGCCCGCGGAGCAGCAGGAACUGUUUCUCCUCACCUUCGUCACUGACCUGACAAAGUACGUGCGCCAGCUCGAGCCCGACGACUGCACGGCGCAGCAGUUCUACCUCAAGAAGGAAAUCUUCCGCAUCAUCAACCUCGCCGCCCCACAGCCGUCCAGGGUGGUGCGCAACAAUCUGGGUCAGUGCCUCGCCCACGUCUUCACCUACGGCGACCGAAAGCUCCUCUUCGAGACCAUCAACGACCUGGUUGGCGUCGUUUCCGGCGCCAAGUCCAAGACCGACACCGAGACGCGCGCCAAGCAUGCCGCCGUCGUCUGCCUAGGCGACGUUUACGCCGCCGCUGGCGAUAGCGCCAUCGGACUGCACCAGCUCUGCUGUACGGCGCUCGUAAAGCUCCUCAAGUCGUCCUCCAACAAUGCGGGCCUCCGUGCUGCCGUCUUCACCGCCCUUGCCAAGCUGGUCGGCAUUGUUGAGGGAUCUAUGGACGAGAGCAUCGCGCGCGACGUCUGGAAGCAGGGUAGGAACCAUGCCCUCAGUGACAAGGGUUCUCUUGUUGUCAUUGCAGCUUCACAGUGCCUCAAAGCUCUCGUAAAACACACUGCCUACUUUAGGAACUCGUCGGACUUUGACAAGCUUGAGACGGCCAUGUUCAAGGCGUUCGAGUCAUCGGUCGCCCAAGUUCGACACGCGGCCGCCGGCUGUCUAGCCGAAGCCUAUGCACAAGGCUACUCCGACACCGCAGUCAGCAAACCCACCAAGAGCAAGAAAGCAAACCCCAAGCUGAAGCGCCAAUCUACACUGCCUGGCGUUGUUGGCGACGACGACGAGAUGCCUUCUCGUACCGCUAGUCCUGCGCCGGGUGCGAAGCGCAAAGAAGAUCUUGCCCUCUCGCUCGCCGACAUCCUCCGCCAGCUGGCCGCCCAGUACGUCAAGUCUACAACGUCCAACCGCGCCCGAGCCGCCAUUGGUGUGUGCCUUGGAAAGCUGUUCCGCCGCCUUGGUGAGAAUGUCAUUGAGUCGAAUUAUCUGCUCAUUGUUGAUACGCUCACCACGGAUAUCCUCGGCAGCACGAGCAUUGCCAACAAUCGCUACCGGCUCUUGAUCUCGCGCAGAAUCAUUGAUACUCUACUUCACGAGGUCAUCGGUAACAAAAUAUUGGGCGAGUCUGGGCAGAUCAAAAUUGCCCAAGUCCUGAUCAACAGCAUCCUCAAGAACUAUCCCGCGGCUUUGCCCGAACGCCCUGAACCGUCAAAGCAGACCCUAAUCACAGCACUACGCGCUGUAGCGGCCUUGAUCCAGUCCCUGGGGUCUGCCACUGGAAAGUUUGCCGAAUCGUGUCGUGACGGCCUGCUGCAGGUCUUCCAACACCCGAGCUACUCUGUCCAAGUGUUUGCGUCGCAGUGUAUGAAGGUCUUCACGGUAGCGUGCCCUCAGCAGCUAUUGCCAUGCCUCUCUGUCUGCAUGAACAGUCUCGCGCGAGAGCUUUCGCUGCUCGCGAGUGGGAGGAACUCACAACGGCGAUGCAUUGGCUUGUCGCAUGGGUUGGCAGCGACUCUCAGCUCAAGUCCGUUACGGCCACUUCACGGCUCACUGGACAUCAACAGUCGUGUUCUGACCAUGGCAACCAAUCUGCUCAAAUCCUCAAGCAAGUCUGAGCUUCGAGUUUCCAGUACUCAGAUCCAGGUGGCAUGGAUUUUGAUUGGCGGUCUCAUGUCCCUCGGGCCCAACUUUGUCAAAAUCCACCUAUCCCAACUUCUUCUGCUUUGGAAGAACGCGUUGCCGAAGCCGCUGGCAAAGGACAACACUACAUCAAGAAGCUUGCUCGAGGCUUCCUUCCUCACACACGUGCGAGAGUGCGCUCUGGGAUCGAUAUUGGCAUUCCUUGAGUUUAACAAUCGCCUGUUGACUGUGGAUGUUUCCAAACGCAUUGCGACCAUGUUGCAAAGCACAACGGCCUUUCUGAAGACACUCCCGGGCAAGAAGACUACCGAGGAUAUUUCACAGCGAUUAACGCCUGCAGUUCAACUCCAAGAUCUCGAAAAGAUGGUGCAGCGCCGAGUACUCCAAUGUUACGUCAAGCUGGUCAACCAGAGUCCUGCAGGUGGUAGCGAGGCACUUUUACAAUCCAACCUGCUCACUCUCGCUAUUUCUCUGUUCGCGGAUCCCGACAAUUACUCUGCCAACUCACUUAGUGCUUCUAUUGCCAAUGCUGCUGCGACUUACGAGUCUAUCUGGGAUGUUGGCGACAACGAUGGCUUUGGUCUCACUGGUCUCGUUUAUGGGUUCAAUGUCCGUAGCUUGCCUGGCCAACACGAAUCUACCAUCCAGGAGGUUUCCAAACCCGAUUCGUUUGAGGAGAUGAUUGAUAGUGUCCUACUAUCACCCAUCUGCGGCAGCCUGGAACAUGAUGCUUCCGCUCUCUACAUUGGCAGCUUGGAUCUCAACGAAGCCAGGGCCGAUCCUCCAGCCACAGAAGUCGUCAACAUGGCAAUACAACUGUUCGCCUUUGCCUUUCCUCUCACGCCUGCCAAGGUCCAGGAAAGCAUUCUGGAACAAAUUCGAACCUUUGGGUCAUCUGGCUCCCUGCAGCGCGACCUUGCGAGGAAUGCAGCAAUUAGUGUCAACGUUGCUACCGCAAUACUGGCCACCAUGCGAGUUGCAACGAGAGAGACAACGUCCCCGGCUGGCGAUGUCUCCAACUCUGCUGUGGAAAAGCUGCUGCAGGAUAUUGUUCGAGAUUUUGUCAUUGACCAAGACCAACACGUACGAAGCCUCGGAUACGCAGCCACAGCCAGACUCUGCAAUGUAUACGGAAACGCAUUUACGAAUCAUGAAAUCAAGUACCUGGUGGACACCAUCGUCAGCAAUCGCGAACCUAGUGCACGAGCGGGCUGUGCCAUGGCUCUCGGGUCCAUCCAAACCAAAGUAGGUGGCAUGGCCGCGGGAUAUCACCUCAAGACUAUUUUGGGUAUCCUGAUGUCUCUCUGCAACGACCCUCACCCAAUCGUGCACUACUGGGCUCUGGAGGCCCUAUCUCUUGCCGCCGAUGCUGCAGGCCUGAGCUUCUCCGGCUACGUCCCCAGUACUCUUGGGAUGCUUGCCCAGUUAUUUGUCUCGGAAACACAUCACCCAGAGAUUCCCUCAGCGAUUACCAUGGCGCUUGAGACUGAGCUCUCCACCCCAGCUGCGAUUGCACGAUGUAUAGAUUCUUUAAUCAACGUGCUCGGCCCAGAUCUGCAGGACUCGAAGAAAUCAAGAGAACUGAUUUUCACACUCGUCGGCCAGUUCCAAGAAUCUCGUGAUAAGCAAGUGGAAAAAGCUGCUUUAAUAUGCCUCGAGCACCUAUCCCUGUAUGCCCCUGGAGAAAUGCAUUACUCAGACUAUGUGCGUUUGCUUCAAGGAUACUUAUCGUCUGAGCACGGCGAGCUGCGAGAUGCUGCUAUCGAGGGAAUACACAAUAUGAUGAAGCGAAACCCGCGCGACGUUUUACGAGAUGCGGUGCCGGGCUUUGAAGAGAAGCUGUGGCUGCUACUCGACGCCACGCCAGAACAUGACGGCAUCAAGAACAUUAUCAGGAACUGGCUCCAGCAGACAUGUCUUGUUGAAACGAACGAAUGGCUAGACAGAUUUCAAAGGGUUCUCCGGUUGACGCGUGUUAAAGAAACGGCCGAGGUAACUGUGGCCAAGCCCUCUGGAGGUGCAGUUGACUUGAAUGACGAGGAGGUUGCCGGCUUCGCCACGGCUGCGACCGAAACGACAAAGGACGGCAAGGACCCGAGCUCUUCCACUGACGCUGAGCCUCUACGUUGGCAGGUGACAACCUUUGCCAUCUCGUGCAUUGGGGACAUCUUUGCCAUGGUCGCCAAGGAUGUUGCCUCGAACGGUGAAUCAGCGGCUCAGACAGCGCUCCAAAACAAGAUUGCUGAAGUUGUUCGGAUGGCCUUUUCUGCAUCGACCUCAGGCGUGUUGGAGCUGCGUAUUUGGGGGCUGAAGAUUAUCGGCGUCGUCUUGAAGAUGUUUGGCAAGACACCCGACCCCGAUUUCGAAGAAGCCAUGCUGCUGGAGCAGUAUCAGGCACAAAUCAGUUCCGCCCUGACGCCAGCCUUUGCUGCCGACUCGUCUCCAGAGCUCGCCUCGGAGGCGGUCAAUGUCUGCGCGAGCUUCAUCUCCAUCGGUAUCGUUACCGAUGUCGAGCGUAUGGGUCGCAUUCUGAAGACUCUCGUCAGUGCCUUGGAAAACUUCUCGUCCGACGAUGAGAAUGCAGGUAUCGGAGAUCUCAAGGGCCUGUCGUCAAAUGCGCAGACCAUGGUCAAGAUUGCCGUCUUCUCCGCAUGGGCCGAGCUCCAAGUGGCGAGCAGCGAACAAAAGUAUCUGCUCGAUGUUCUCAAACCACACAUCGGCACACUGACGCCGCUUUGGCUCGAGUCACUACGUGAGUUUGCGAGGCUACGAUUCGAGCCUGAUAUUUCCAUGACGCUGGGACCCCCCUCACUAUCUGGAAGCCUGGAUUCUAUCUAUGCAGCCCUCAAUCGUGAGACGCUUCUCAAGUUUUACCAAGAUGCGUGGUUGAAGCUUGUCGAUGCCAUUGCAUCCCUUAUUGAGCAAGAUAGCGAGUUUGUUUUCGAUGCCCUUGACGGCAAGGAAUCCAGCGAAGCCACCACCAAUGGCCAUCGUAAAGCCGGCAUCAACUAUCGAGACGAGCCCGUUGCAUUCUUCUUUGUCUUGUUCGGCCUGGCCUUUGAAUCACUCGCCAUCCGGCCAGGCCAAUCCGACUCACUGGCCACUCGCGACCAGACACUCGCCAUUGUCCAGGCUCUGAAACGCAUCCUGCAUCCCAGCGUCUCCGGCCACGCCAUCUAUCGCCCCGACGUAUUCGCCGAGACCAUGGAUCUGCUUGACCGCCUGGUAUUGACGGACGGCAUUGAUGUGCAGACGGUCAUUGUCGAUAUUGCGCGCGCCAUGUGUGUCACACACCCCUCUGCGCGCCGUCAAGGAUCUGAAGAGGGUGACCUGUCCGAGGACAUUGAUCAGCUCUUCGAGCUGACCAGAAUCAUCGUCCUUGUAUUGUCCGGUUUGCUGCCACACCUGGCUGAGGGCAACCAGCCGGUCCGACACCAAAUCAACGAGGAGACUCUCGUCCUCAUUCGCACAUCUCUAGACGCUCUUGUUGAUGCCGCCGAGGUAUUCCCGGCCAUCAUCAAGUCGGAUUUACACGCAUGCAUUAUUCACAUUUUUGCGACAAUCCUCGCCACGCCGAGCUGUCAAGAGCUCAUUGUUCCACAAUCGCUAGCCACAUUCAAACGCUUCAUUGGUAGCAUGAGCGGCUCGCGAAAGAUUGCCUCGGAUGGCUCCUCUGCGACAGAUGUCCAACUGCAAGGCUGCUUGCGCCGCUUCCUUUCCAUCUAUCUCAACGCCCAAAAACGCGAGGUGCCGACGGCACUUCUCUGCGUCAGAAACUGCCUACUGGCGACAACCAUCCUGUUUACCGGUGGAAACAAUCACCUCCCCGCAUCGGAACCGCUAGUCGUAAGAUAUCUCGACGAACUCCUAGACUGUCUCACCGACCGCAUGACUGCCAAGAUUGCGGCCAACUGCAUCCGAUCCCUGCUCCUGCAAAGCUCGCCGUCAUCCUCCGACGUCACUAUCGCUCGGUACCUCGUGCCGCGCCUCAUCGCCUUCGUCACCAACGUGGAGCCCGAGGACCCGGAGCAGGCGCGCUCCCUCGUCGCGCACAGCCUGUGCCUCUACGUCGGCGCAGUCGGCGGCGGGGAACGCGCGACCGCCGCCAUGGCCCUCGUCGUGCCCGUGCUCAUGGCGCGCGCCACCGCCGAGGGCGAGGAGCGCUACCCGGAGACGAGCGCCCGGCUGCUCGAGGUCGCCGCCGUCGACCAGGACGCCUUUCGGCGCGUCGUCGGAGGUAUGAGCGCCGCCCAGAGGGGCCUGCUGGAGGAGGUGGUGCGCUCGGCGCGGCAGGCGGCCGCGGGCGGCGCGAGCCAGUCCAGCGCGGACGUGUCAGGCCAGCCUGCCAUCCAGCUCAAGAUGAACUUUGGCGGCUCUGCGUGA
Molecule: messenger RNA, 6213 nt
Organism: Cordyceps fumosorosea ARSEF 2679
Lineage: Eukaryota; Fungi; Ascomycota; Sordariomycetes; Hypocreales; Cordycipitaceae
Product: HEAT repeat protein
Exons: 2
Coding region: 1-6213 (2070 amino acids)
Biological process (GO): intracellular protein localization; endocytosis; retrograde transport, endosome to Golgi
Cellular component (GO): endocytic vesicle; membrane; Golgi apparatus
Source: RefSeq, a predicted model, not a curated record